UCAAAUUGAAUUUGACAACGUCAGUCUACAGACAAUUUCAUUAAAAAUAUUUUGGUUUUUUGCAAGUUCAUCGGCUUGCCGGUAUUGUGAAAACAAUGGAGACUAAUCUUCAGUAUGAGGAUUUGUUGAUAAAACUGAGAGCUAAGCUUAAUGAAGAGAAGAUUAAGUUAUGGGAACCACCGUAUACACAAGCCGAAAAUGAAAUACCGCAGAGUUUGCAGGAUCUUGCGAGGAAGUUUGCAACAGAAUUUAAUAUGGACAGUGACAGUGUCCUACAGGCCUUGCGUGAGCUGCAGCUUCAUUCCAUGGAGAGGGUGAGGGCCAAUGAGGAGUAUAAAGAGACAGGCCUGGCCACGUUCAGGGUUAAGGCCAUGCUGCAAGGCCAAAAACCUAUGCAAAUGAAUAUUCAAAAAAAGUUGAUUGCAAUGGCGACUGAACUUAUUUCUGCUGUGGCAGUUAAUGUCAAUAUACCUGAUAAUAGGUUAAAGUUGAUAUUUAACGGGAAAGUGAUAAAGCCGUCGAUGACAUUGGCAGAGCAGGGGAUCAAAAAUGGUGCUCAAAUCAUGGCCUUGAUAAUGGCAGAAAGUCCCGAAGAGAUAAGCAAGGAGGAUUCAAGGUACAAAGAGUUGAAGGCGACCCUGGACGACGCCACCCUGCUGUCAGAAUAUGGCGUUGAUAUAGUUGGUGAUGAAGAUUAUAUGAAGCUGGAGGACCAGAAUGGCGUGGCAAUGGAACUGCCUCCAGCUGAGAGGCGGUCGUUGAUGGUGGGCCUGGCGCUGCACGAGCGCGGCCGCGUCGCCAUCAGGCACAAGGACUUCGCACUGGCGCUUGUACUGCUGCUGGAGGCAGAUCGGCAAUUCAGCGAGUGCCGCUCGUCGCUGCUGCAGUCGGUGGACAACUGGGCGGUGAUGCAGCUGGACGUGUGCUGGUGCUACGAGCGGCUGCGCGCGGUGUCGUCGGCGGCGGACGCGGCGCUGCGCCUGCAGCGAGCCGCCGCCGCCUUCUCCAGCACCUACGGGGACAACCACCACCGACUCAUAGCCAUUAAGGGCAACGCUGAGAGCGAGCGCAUUCUGUUCAUGCGUCUGUACCUGUUGCAAGGCAUCGUGGCGUACCACCAGAACAAUAGACAGGAGGCCAAGAGGCUCUUCGAAAAGGCAGAAUACGAAAUGAACUUUUUGAGGGUGAACGAGGAGUCGGUGUCGUGUUUGAUGGAGCUGGGCUGGUCCCGUGCGCAGGCGCGCACCGCCCUCCGCGCCACCAGCGGCGACGUGGACCGCGCCCACCACCACCUCGACCACCAGCGACAAGUGCGACACCAGGAGCGCGAGCGACACCGACAGGAGAAGGCGGCGGCGGGCGCGGCGGCGCGCGCGCUGCACGUGCUGGUGCGCGCGGGGCACGGGCGGCGCGCGCGGCCGUGGACACGUAGUUAUAUAGUAGUGUGCAGCACGUGUGACGGUGUGCAGGGCGGCGGCGGGCGCGGCGGCGCGCGCGCUGCACGUGCUGGUGCGCGCGGGGCACGGGCGGCGCGCGCGGCCGUGGACACGGCGGCGGCGGGCGCGGCGGCGCGCGCGCUGCACGUGCUGUGUGCAGCACGUGUGACGGUGUGCAGGGCGGCGGCGGGCGCGGCGGCGCGCGCGCUGCACGUGCUGGUGCGCGCGGGGCACGGGCGGCGCCGCGCACGCGCCGCGCUGCAGCAGGCGCGCGGGCUGCUCCCCCACGCACUGCGCCUGCUCGCCACGCCCGCCUGGGGGCCGGACCGCACGCCUCCCGGCUCCGACUCCGACUCCUACAGCGACGACGAACCCGACCCCGACAACAAACUCGUCGAGGGGCUGGAAGCAAUGGGCUACAUGACUGAAGAAGCGAAGACCGCUCUGAAACUCGCCCAGAAUAACGUCUCUGAUGCUGUAGAGAUCCUUGUAGCCGCCGGGGGACAACUAAUUAAGAGGCAAGAUCCACGCGAGUCAUCGAACCCUUCCACCAGUUCUGGCGCGUCUUCUGAGAAAAAGAUUAAAAGGGAACACAGGAGGAAAGAGCGCGACUUGGCACUGCAGCGGCUCUCGUCGACGAUCAGAAUGGAGGAAGACGACUAUUUGGACUGUUCACUCGUCGACGAGGAGGAGUGCCUCGCGCAGUACAAGUCACUCCUGUGAAGAGUUGCAGCGAUGAACAGCUUUGUAACAAAAUCGUAAACAAUUCUACACAUUUACCAUAUAACUACUGGACAUAAUGAGACUCAACAUCUCAUGUCUCAGGAUGGCGAACGCAGUGGAAUAUCAAACAAUACUUUGUAAUUCAAGGUGUUGGUGUUUAUACUGUUUAUGGGCGGUCGUAUCGCUUACCAUCAGGCGAACAGAAAGCUCUUCUCGUCAUUAAAAGUAAUAAAAAAAAAUUAAAACUCCUUUUUAGAAAUUCGAUCCGCUGAAAUAUGACACUGAAAAUGUGAUAAACGUAGUUAUUUGUCGCGGAAAUAUAUAAUGGAAUUAAAAAUAAUGAUGACACUAGUCUUGUAUACUGUCCCACUGGUGGGCACGGAUCGUCUUCCUACUGAGAGAGUUUAAAUAAAUUUCAAGAUUUUAGCAAAAUACAUUGAACACAAGUAGCUAGUUAUUUGUUUACGUUUUUGAUACAAAGCUGUAUACCAAAAGCAAUAUCAAAGGUACCUUUAUUCGAUGCGUCCACACGGCCCAACCAACCAACCGUCCGUCCAACAGUCGACGGGACAGGAGCACGGCGAGCUUAAUAUAUGGGCGUAUGACAAAUUGAUUUUCUAAUUGUCAUGAGUAGGCCCAAUAAUUCUACAGAAGUACAUACAAUGAGAUCUCGGGAGGUAGUUGCCCUCCCCUGGCUUCCAUGGGUACGCUCAAGUAAAUAUUCUGCUGGGUGUUUAACUAGUCUCUAAUUUCGGCGUUAGGCCACCUUUAAUGACUAUAUUCACGCUAACCAUGCGUGUAGGGUCGGCAGGGCCUUAUAUUAGCCAUGACGGCCAUAUACUCGUAGUUUGACGUAUAAUGUAUACAUGUAUCAAUGUGAUAAAUGUCUACACCAAUAUUUAGUAUUUUAAGUGUCGGAGAGACAGGUAGGGUUGCCAACCUACUGUUAGUUAAGUAUUAUUCUUUAUUUCGGAGGUAUACUGUUUAUUAUCCAGUAUAGAGAAUCCACUGGAAUCCAGAGGCGUAAAUAAGUAAACUGGAAUGUAUUCAAAGAUAUAAACUUCCGUUUAUUUUAUUUAAAACUAGCUUUUGCUUGCGGCUUCGCCCGCGUGAAGUAGUUUUCCGAGAUAAAAGUCCACUGUAUGAUAAAAGUCUUGCUACAUAUUUUCCAGGUACUGAUAUGUUCAAACCAAUUUUAUCCCCAUGGGGGUUGAAUUUAUCAAAAUCCUAUUUAAGCGGAUGCCUACGUCAUAUCAUCUACCUACAUGCCAAAUUUCAGCCCGAUCCGUCCAGUGGUUUGGGCUGUGCGUUGAUACAUCACUAUGUCACUCAGUCAUCUUUGAGUUAUAUAUAUUUAGAUUAUUUGUCGUACAAAGUUGGCAACCCUAAUUAGAUAUAAUCCUCUGUAUCGUAGACAAUAUUUAACCAUUAAUGUAUUACCAAACGACUUGAUGUCUUUUAAACUUUAAUUAUAAUAUUCGUUGAAAUUUUGAAAUCGAGAACUUAAUAACAUUAGGCAACAAUAAUAUUGUUUUCCAAAAAGGAAUAAAACGUGCAUAAAUAUAAAAGUAGGUGAUAUAGGACUAAUAUUUUGUCCUAAUAAUCUGUUUUUUUAAAUAAGACGAGCUUUUAUGUCAUAUGUGAGAUAACGCAUUUUUAAUGUCCCUUAGUAUAGUGCAGUGCCAAGAGGUCCAUAUAACCUAAUUCCUGUAGACUUCCUGUAGAAUCUAAUUGUCAGAACGAUUUGUAGACCACAUUUAUGCAUAUUAGUACCAAAAUUUUUGGUCGAGUUACCUUUAGGAAAAUGUCACCUUUCGCCACUGGUGUAGUGCCAUUUAAAACCCUAAAAAUAAUGUAAUUCGUAUACCAAUAUUAUACUGAACAUUUUAGACUAGUAUAUAAUCAAGUUUUUCAUAUUAAUCUGAUUGUGGUGUCUAUAGUAAUAUAUAUUUAAUUUCCACAACCUCUAAGGUCUACCAAGAUGAGUGUUGUCGUUGAAUGAAGAUUGAUGCGGAAAACGUUGUGAUAUUAAGAUAUAUUCGAGUUCACGGCAAACUUUAUGACUGACUUGAAGUUUGCGAAGGUUGCUUUUGAUGCAGUAACUUCAGACUGGCUAUGAAAACUCUAUUAGGGCGUAUGACCAACCAGUCGAGUUUGUUGUGGACUACAAUAUUGGCUAGGUCGCACCAAGUGUGAAGUAGUGAGGUCAGAAUUAAGCCAAGUUUACACUAGAACAGGAUCUCGUGUCACGCGAAAUUCUUUAAGAGUUGGUUUAUAAAGUGGCAUUGUACAAAUCCUGGUUUUAAGCCUAGUUUACACUAAAACAGGAUCUCGCGUCAUACGAAAUUAUUUAAAAGAAUUCUUUUAAAUGUGGGCAUUAUAUAAAUCCUGGUCUUAUUAUUAUUUUAAUACGGGAGUGUUGCUUUUCUCAUAUCUGUAAACAUCUGGGUGGUAUCUACCGCAUUGUUUAUUCCAGCUUUCAAGCAAUGACAAAUACAAUGAUAUAAUAUUUCAGUAUGACACAUUCUAGUCAGUUAUUUAUUGGCCAUUUGGACCAUUCAUAUAUAUCAUUUCAAUAUGGCGAGCUCAGAGCAACGCCAUAGUGCCUUUUAAUUUAAAGUUCAGAUGGCUCUGCUGUAGUGAAGAAACAUCAUAAAGAGCAAAUUAAUCGAAAGGGGUUUAACUUGAAAAAUCUGUAUGUAAAUUUGAUCCGGCUACAUUUUUUCUGGCCUCAGCGUACAAAAAGCUACAAAUUUUGAAUAAAAGUGGGCUGGAGCCAAGGACCCGUGGCAUUUAGCCUGUCAUGCCACUGUACUAUUUAUAGGCACUCAUUAUUCAUCGUCAGUUAAAUUAAAAAAAAGGCGAAAAGAUGCAUCUACAAUGGCCUAUAAAUUAGCUUAAAAAAAAUUUUUUUUUUAAAACUCAUAUCCAUCAAGGGAUCAUAUAUCCGGCUCCAACAGGCCAUAAUUGUGUUAACUGCUGGUUAUCAUCUCUCGUCAGUCGACAUUCUAUUGGACCGAACUCCACUUACCAUCAGGUGCAGAGGGGUCACUGGCCGUACAAAAAAAAACAAUUCAUACGGGAACCUGUUCUAGUGUAAACCUAGCAUUAUAAUGCAAUUGAUAACGGUUGUCGUUCGUUAAUUCAAAAUUAUAUCUUUGCCAUACAUUAGGUAUGUAUUUUAUUUCUCAUUAGAGUCUUUAAAAUUAACUUAUAAAUUUUUACAAUUGUUUUUAAGUAUAAAAAUAGUUUUUCUAUGUGUUGUACUCUGUAUUAAAUAAUAAAAAUAUGUAUAUCAAAUUGUCUAUUGUAGUGUACAAUAAAUGUGGAAUAAA
Molecule: messenger RNA, 5494 nt
Organism: Manduca sexta (tobacco hornworm)
Lineage: Eukaryota; Metazoa; Arthropoda; Insecta; Lepidoptera; Sphingidae
Product: NEDD8 ultimate buster 1
Exons: 14
Coding region: 96-2159 (687 amino acids)
Biological process (GO): regulation of ubiquitin-dependent protein catabolic process
Molecular function (GO): protein binding
Source: RefSeq, a predicted model, not a curated record